CGCGCUGAAAACUUGGAAAAGUUUGAUGAAAUUUCUCAUUGAAAAUUAUUUUGUUUCAUAUUUUACUCUUCAGUUUUUAAUCUUCUAUCCAUCAAAAACAAUUCAAUUGAAUUCCGUUUGUUAUUUUAAUAUCAAAACUAUUUUUCCCGGGGAACUGGAAAAGGAUUGGUUGGCAUCAAAAUAGCAGACGAAAUUUUGGCAUUCAGCAGUGAUUCAGAACUCACGUGCCAGGGAAAGACGAAAUGGCUUCCAAGGACAUUACCAAAGUUGUUUUAGCUGGCACUGCGGUGGUUGGUUUGGUUGUGAUUUAUUAUUUAUAUACUAAAAGAUCAAAAUUACAAGAUGGUGAUAAAAAACAAGGCACUAAAACUAAAGAAAAAUCGCCAGUAAAGAUACCCCAGACUCAAACUGCUGAUAAACAGGAUGUUCCGGAGAAAAAACCAGAACUGGGUCAGACUAAACCAAAACCAGAAUCAAAAAUUCCACAGAAGAUUCAGAGUAAGGCACAAGGUGUCGUGAAGCCAUCGUUGUCUGAAGGAAGCCCUGCAGUAUCCAAACCAGAAUUAACUCACCAUCAGGAUGAUAUCAAGGCUGGAGGUGAAACUGUUACUAUAAAUAAGAAAGAUCAGGAAAUACAGAAUACAGAACCAGUUAAAAAAACAGAAUUAUCAGCUGAACAACCAAAGGAAGAGAUAGUAAGUCCUGUAGUAGAGAAGAAAAAAGAAUCAACUGCAACUCCUGUAGCUGCUGUACAACCAGUCCCACCGCAACCUUCAACAGUAGAACAACAACAACUCAUCCAGGAAUCCGACAGACAAGUAUAUAAUGCACACAAUUCACAGGAAGUUUCUAUCAAGAGUGAAGCCAGCAUCAUACUGAAUUCUCCUCCUGUUUCUCAACAAACUGUCACUACUAUAAAUAAAACUUCUUCCACAGAAAACAGUACAGAAUCUCCAGUAAAAACUGAUGAGAAUGGAAUCGAAGCCCCACCACAAGCUGCCUCUAAACCUGGACUGGAUGUAGAGAGAAUUACCCAGGCUAUACAACUAGCUAAUAGCAACCCUGGCAGUAUUGAUAAAGAAACUCUUGAUACGUUAGUUAUGUUACUGAGACAGAAAGACAUCCCCUUACUUCAAGCCUCGUUAGACUGUAUCGUACGCUGUGGGGCUUACUCUCAAAAUCAGAGUUUAUUACGAGAGAGUGGAUGUAUUCAAGAAUUGACGAUAUUAUUGCAGAUCCAUGCCGUGGCAGCCAGAACUGGUUCAGAGACAUCUCAGAAACUCCUGGGGUCUCUAAAUAAUGCUAUCAUUAACCUGUGUAUGGAUAUACAGAACCAGGCCAGAUUAGAGGUGUGUAUACCAGUUCUGAUAGAUUUAAUAACGUAUGAGAGAAGUCCAGAAGAUGUUCAGUUGAUGUCGUUAAAAUCUCUAACUAAUCUCUCCACUACGCCGUCUUAUCAUGAUCAAUAUAUGGUAGCCAUUCCUCGUCUCUACAGCAUGAUGGAUGGUAUAAACUCCAGUAUUCGCCUACAAGCUGUUAAAGUUCUAGUGAAUUUAUCCUGCAACCCUGAAAUCAUCCCAGCUUUACUAGAAUCCAAGACACCCAGAUUGUUGUUGAAAUGUUUGGAACCACAAACAGAUUCUAUUCUCUUACUACGAGUUGUCACUUUAAUGGUUAAUCUAGUCUCCUGUAUCAAGGAAGGAAAGAUAACUGAAGAACAACUUCCAGCGCUUGAUAAUCCUGCCAAUGCUGGUACUAUCUAUAUGACGUUAUUUGGUGAGAAUGAGUCAGCAGAGUUGAAGAUGAGAAUACAGAAUUUAACUCGACAUUCAACUGAUAAUUGUGUGUGUGAUUAUAUUGUAGUGUUUGUGUGUGAGAGAGAGUCAAAUAGUAGCCAGUGUGGCAGUUGUCAUGAUGGUUUGAAAUUUAAAGAUAGAUUUUUUCUUCCAUUGCAAGUUAGUAAACAAUUUAGCCAAGUGAUCUGUAUGAUGAUUGGUUAAAACUCUAGGGGAAAUACUUGAGAUUAUUGAAAUUACUGAUCAUGAAACUUAAAUUUCCGAGUUAGCAACACCUGUUUAAUUGUUUUUAUGUUUAUUAAGUUAUUGUAUUAAUGAGUUUGAAGAUGAAAUAUUAUUAUAGUUUAUUUUUAAUAAAUAGUGCCUAUACUAUACUAUAAAACUG
Lottia gigantea (owl limpet) is the source of this 2181-nucleotide messenger RNA. RefSeq lists its product as hypothetical. The transcript has 8 exons. Gene Ontology annotation, cellular component: mitochondrion. The record is from RefSeq and is a predicted model, not a curated record. Lineage: Eukaryota; Metazoa; Mollusca; Gastropoda; Lottiidae. The coding region runs from base 243 to 2000 and encodes 585 amino acids.